This is a messenger RNA of Encephalitozoon hellem ATCC 50504, 1131 nucleotides long. Its product is annotated as PCI domain-containing protein. The record is from RefSeq and is a predicted model, not a curated record. The coding region runs from base 1 to 1131 and encodes 376 amino acids. Gene Ontology annotation, cellular component: proteasome regulatory particle, lid subcomplex. The transcript has a single exon. Gene Ontology annotation, biological process: ubiquitin-dependent protein catabolic process. Lineage: Eukaryota; Fungi; Microsporidia; Unikaryonidae.
AUGAAUGAAAGGGAACAUGUUGCGGAGCUAGUUGAGCUGUUGGGCCGGCUCAAUACUAGUAGAGAAGAGGCAAUAGAGCAGUAUGAGAGGCGGGCAUUUACAUUUAUGAAAAACAUUCGUCCAGAAACUUUUGAUUCUCUUAACUUUGACAGCGAGCUUGAGAGGAUUGCAACAUAUCCUAUAAUUCUCGGAGGUCUUUUUAUGAAGAAAGAGUUCAAAAAGAUCGACAAGAUAGUUAACGAAGAUUUGUUGCCCUAUCUCAUUGGGAAGAAAAGGAUCUACGAUUAUUUUAUCGGGCUCAUUGUGAAAUUUUUUUAUCUUGCAAGGAAAAAUGAAUCUCAAGACAACUCGACUCUCUUCAGCCUUCUUGUUACAAACAAGGAGCUCGGCAAUGAAUAUACUGUUUCUGUGAUAACUAAUUGCCUUUUGGACAUGCUUACUAGUAACAAAAUAUUUCAAAGAAUCGAAAAUACUAUUACAACAACCUCUGAGCAAGCAAGAUACAACUAUUACAAUGGAAUAAUAUCUAUGGUUGAAGGGGAUUACAAUUCUGCUCUGAAGUGCUUUCACACAAGCAUCAUCCUUUCAACCAAUCGUGAUCUAGUUCUGGGUGCGGAGAAGCGUGUUAUUUUAUGUAUGUUACUUAGUAGUGACUACAACAUCCCAUACACUUAUAAGCCGAGCCUUAGAACAUACUUUGAGCUUGCUUCUGCUGUAAAAAAUGCUGGGAUAAAGAAGUUUGAAGAGGCUCUUGAGAAGAGUAAAGAUGAGCUUAUGUCUCAAGGUCUAUACUUUGUAGCAAGAAGGUUAUCGCAAAAUGUUAUCCAGGAGGGAAUAAGAAGGAUAAGUAUUGUGUACUCCAGAAUAUCUUAUGUAGAUAUUGCAUAUCUUCUGGAUAUCAAUCCCGAAGAAGCUGAGUACUUGGUCAAAAGGACAAUUAGAAAGGGAUUGAUAAAGGGAAAAGUUAUUGACGGUGUUUUUCAUUCUUUGAAGGAGGACAAAUCCACGACCGAUAUAGGCAUAGGUAUCAGGGAUUGUAUACAGCUAACAAAGUAUAUCCAGGAACAUAUGAGAUAUCCUGUUAUUGAGCCCUUAUGCUAUGAGAAGGUAAGCAAGGUUCAUGAAAAAUAA